Molecule: messenger RNA, 5946 nt
Organism: Mytilus trossulus (common blue mussel)
Lineage: Eukaryota; Metazoa; Mollusca; Bivalvia; Mytilida; Mytilidae
Product: interferon-induced very large GTPase 1-like
Exons: 8
Coding region: 1-5946 (1981 amino acids)
Biological process (GO): signal transduction
Molecular function (GO): protein binding; GTP binding
Source: RefSeq, a predicted model, not a curated record
AUGGAGUUUGAAGAUGUGACUAUAGCAUUUAGAAUGAUGAUUGACCAAUUUAUGGAUGUGAGAAACAAUACCACAGUCUUUGUAAAUGUUGGAAAUCAGCUCUCCGAUUGUGAAUUGCGGCCUACUGAGUAUGCUGAUUGGGAACAGAAAAUGGACAAAGCAGAUGAACAGAUCGAAAGAAGUAAAACGCAACACAGAGUUUUACAGGACGACUACUUACAAGAAGUAGCUGAAAGUCUUUUGAACGACUGGUGGCGAACUGUUUUAAUUCUAAGCAUUCCAUAUCAUGAUAUAAAAGCUAUCGAGAACAGGUUAAAACAACACGUCGAAAGACAAGCAUUUGAGGGACUUAUUCUUUGGAAAAAGAAGAGGUUGCUAGAGAAGUUGGACGAAAAUGCCAUGAUAGAUGAGUUGAUAAAUGCCCUAAAAAAAGUUAAAAGAGAAGAUCUUGUAUUCACGAUAUCAACGGAUAGAGAUGCUGCAUCGAAAAUGACACUGAAUCGUAGCAUGUCAUCAUCUGCUAUUGUUCAUGGUGUAUUUACUGAUAAGUAUUUGUACAGAAUAGCAUUACAGAUAUCAACCGAUUUGAGUGCUAUAUUUCUUAAUCUGGGAAUAAAUCAAGCUCAGUUGGAUGCCAUUAACUAUAGUCACCGAACUGAUAUCAAUAGACAGGCGUUGGAAGCACUCAUCAAAUGGAGGGACCAGACUGAUAGGAAAACAAAUGACUCGGAAACUGAAGUGUCAGAAAAAGACUCCGGCGGGGUAAAUUCCGAUGAAGUAAUUCAACAGACGCAGCAGGCACCCAAUGCAUUGAAUGUUAAACAUACAGAUGAAGCAUCUUCAGGUCACAAUACGAAAACAAUCGAUAAAAAGAAGCACCCAUCUAUUCCAUCAGUAAAAAAACUUACAUCUUUCUUCGAAAAGAAAAUCAGUGAAAUUGAACAUGCAUCGAAUAGCACUUUUGCUACAAAACAAAGUAUAAAGGGAGCUGUAAAACUGAAAUCUUGUCAAAAUGAACUGAAAAGAAAUUCAUUACCAAAUGAAGGAACAGCUAACCAAGAGAAAGAGCGAACUGUUCAUCCAGAAGAAAGUGAUCCUUUGGGUGGUCCUAAUGGCAGUCCAACACAUGAAGAUAAAAGUACAUUAUUACACAGAUUAGGUUUAGAGAAGUUUUAUCCAGAAAAAUUGACACUUGAGGAUGUGGUUGGCAUACACAAUAUAUCAGACAAUGUUAGUUAUAAAGACGUUCCUUUUAUUUUUCUAAGGAAUAUUAUGAUGGUUAACUAUAAUGGUAGAGAUAUUUUGAUUGAAAAGGUAUUGGAUCAACUAUCAAAUUCUCAAUCGAGGGGUGGUGAUUGGAAUGUGCUUGAUGUAAAUAAUGAACUUCAAUCCAAUACCUGUGAACAAAACUUCAGUCUUAAUCCUUUAGAUUUAGUUGUUUCUGUAUGGCUAUGUAGUUCAUCAGAAUUAAGACAAGCACUAGCGAGCAAACUUUUUAUGUGUCGUUUAGCAGUACCAUUAGCCUUGCCAUCAGAUCCAGGGUGUUUGCCUAUUUUUAAUUUGUGGCCUCUAAGAUCAAUUAUUUUAGAACAAAAGGUUGAAAAUACUUACUUACAAAGUAACCCACUGAAUUGUCCAGUUCAUGUUGUAACCUGUGUUAGAUUAGGAAAAAUAUGUAUUUCAAAAUCUGUAUUGAUGAAUCGGCUUCUUUGUGACAAAGCUCACAGUUCCUUCUUUAAUAAAGAUUGCAACCUUGGAUCAACGAAACGGACAAUUAGUGAAGGACUUAUAGAAAUUGCGUGGCAAUUACCCACAGAAAAAGAACAACACAUCACAAUGUUCACAAAUUUGCGCGGCGAUUCUUAUCAUCUUGAGAACGAAUUCAACGCUCUGUCCCAACUAUCAUCGAUAGUAAUCUUGAUGUUGAACAUACAAUCUUUUGAUAACCCGGAAACAAGACGACGUAUAAUGGCAUUGCACCAAUAUGAUUUGAGUGUUGUGUUAGCCGUAGAUGCCCAUACUGAAAAGGAGUCUAAUGCACAGCAAAUAUGUCAAAACUAUAUCAAAGAAUUAGGGACAUACGGUUCUAAAAUCAGAAUUUGCAAGGUAGCAUUUAAUAAGGGGAUUCGGGGAUUUGCAGGUAUAAAAAAAGAUAUCAUGAGAGAAAUAAAUAGCACAUUGAACAACAAGAAGGGGGUUAGUUUGAGCAAGAGAUUAACUUUAAGAAAACAUUGUUUAUUCAACACCGACGAAGAGAAUAAAGACUUCACCGAAGCCAAAGAAAGAGUCAAAGGAGUUAUGCUUCUCAUUAAAAAUCACCAUGUCAAUGUUAAGAAUAACGUUGUGCCAUUGCAAGGUCAACCAUGGAAAGAAUUAAGUAGACUUUUAAAGACAAAAGAACGACUUUUCAAUAUUACAACAUCUGUUCAGAAAGAUAUAUUUAAUACAGAAGAAGGAGAAGGUAAGGCGUUUGAAACGUACUAUGCAAUUAAAAACGAGAUGUCAAAGCAUCGGAAAGAGCAACUUGAAAUGUAUAAAGAGAAGGGAGAAAUAUUGAGAUAUUUUAUUGACAGCUAUUGUGAUUGUAAAUCAGAUAAAGAUCGAAUGCUGUUUACAAACUUUUUAAAAAUGGAUAUUGACGAUAUAUCAAGAACUGUUUUCUCUGGAGUUGUGAGCUUGAAUAAAAAAACAUUGGAACAAUUUAAAAGGAUUCAUGACGUAGAUGAAAAUAUUGUUGACCCUGUUCUAACAGAAAAAGAAACAGUCGAGAUGAAUUUUGUAGAAGCGUCACUGGGUUUCGAACAUCUUUUGCGAGAAUGUGGUCAAUUGUAUGAGGCAUUAAGAGCAAAAGAGGAUUUUGAAGACAAUGAUGUGGCUAUGUGUGACAAACUUACUCAAAUGGCAGUUGAAUUGCUUUUGAUGGGAAAUCCAAUUGAACUAAUGGACGGCGAUAUAGCAAAUGUACCUAUGCAGUGGAUUAAAGCAGUGAUGAGCAAAUUGAAACAAAAGAUUGGUGACAAAAAACUAUUGAAUUUAUCUGUAUUGGGAAUUCAAAGUUCCGGUAAAUCAACAUUACUAAAUACAAUGUUUGGAUCCAAAUUUGCAGUAAGUGCAGGUAGAUGUACCAGAGGGGUUUAUAUGCAGCUGCUUCCGGUUAAAAACACAAAUUUCAACUACAUCGCAGUGAUUGACACAGAAGGAUUGCGAGCAAUAGAAUUAAAUCAUCAAAAAUAUGACCACGAUAAUAAACUGGCAACGUUUAUUAUAGGAAUAGCAGAUGCAACAAUCAUUAAUAUCAAGGGUGAAAAUACAACAGAAAUGAAAGACAUUUUACAGAUAGCAGUACAUGCAUUUUUAAGAAUGAAACUUGUCAAUGACAAAUUAAAUUUUAAACAAAGUUGCUUUUUUGUGCACCAAAAUGUACCUGCGUCUGAUGCAAGUAUAAAAAUGGGAGCGGAACGACAAAAGUUAGUAGAGAUACUAGAUGAAAUGAUUAAAGAAGCAGCACGGCAAGAAAAAAUGACAAACAUACAAUAUUUUAACCAAGUUAUAGAAUUUAAUUGUGAAGAAAAUGUAUGGUAUUGUUGUGAUCUUUGGGAAGGAAAUCCCCCAAUGGCACCAACCAAUCCAGGAUAUAGUAAAAAUGCUUCCGACGUAAGAGAUGCAGUUAUCACAAAACUUGCUUCUUCUAGAGACACAUAUCUCACCAUAACGGAUUCUUUUAUUCGCAUUGAGGACAUUUGGUUAGGAAUUUUACGCGAUGACUUCGUCUAUGGCUUUAGAAACAGUCUUGAAUUAAAAGCCUACGAUACCGUAGAAGAAAGAUAUCAAGAAAUUGUACGGGACAUGGCCAAUUUCUUUUAUGAAUAUCUAAUACAAGCAAAAACUGUUAUAGGUGGCAGUACUGCAGUAGAAGUUCUGAAUUACCAAGCUGAACAGGUAAAAAAAGAAUUACGAAAAGAGGCAGAAGAGAAGCUAACAAUUUGCAUAUCGAAUUAUGAGGAAUUUAUUAAGGAAAGUGACUUGAAGGAUGUGAUGUCUCAAUGGAGCAGCACAAGAAAAACCCAACUUAAAUUGAAUAAUGAUUCUUAUAUUACAGAAACAGAAAAAGAGAUUGCAGACCUAAAAGAAGAACAGAAAGAUGAAAUCAAACAGAGUAUAGAAAAAAUUAAAAACGAAAAUGAUAUAAACGAGAGAGCCCGCAAAGUAGCCAUAAAACUACAAGGGAAACAAGCAGACGACGAAACCAUCAUUAAAGAAUUUGAAGAUAUAUGGAGAGAUUUUUUUCAGCAAUUCUCUUCGAGUUUCAAAGAGUUAGAAGAUACGAGUUUUGUUGGAGAAAAAAUACAACUAUUCGUGUGUCAAAUAAAAAACCGAGUAUUAGGUCUUUUCAAAGAACCGUCACAGACUUACAAUUAUGAACGGAUGACUUGCCUCGUUGGCAGCAUGAGUGCCGAUAUAUUUAAAAUCGGCGAACACAUAGUUGUUUUAACUCCCGUAGAUGUUUUAGCUGAUUGUGGAAAGUAUCAAGAGAGCGCUGUUGAUAUCACAAAUAAAAUAUUGCAAAGAAUAGAUAACGAACUUUACAGGAUAACUAGCGAAGACAGGAGGUUUAACGUUAAAUGUGUCUCAGAUAUAAUGAAAAUCAUAGAUGAGAUCAUUGCCGAACAUAAUGCGACAGAAAAAUUAAAACAAUUAAACUUUAAUUUAAUGGAUCCAUACAAUGCCCUCGUAACAACUCAUGUUGUUCGAUAUAUCACUAUUUUUCUGACGCGAAAUGAGAACGAUUACAUUAAGAGACACAGUCUAAGGUGUCGACUUGAAAACUACAAGGAGACAGCAUUAAAAUUAUUUCGAGGAGUCGUCGCUAAGGAGACAGAAGAUAUGAUUGCUGCAAAUUUCUUCCAAAUCGUAUUAGUUGAAAAAGUAACACAACAUGUAUUAGAUUUAAUACCUUUUGAUGUUCACAAAUGUAUGUUAAAAAAGUAUUCUAACCGGAAGUUGUGCGUCAUGAAAGAAGUUAUGAAAGAUCUUGCAAGAAAGAAAGACUUUAACAAUUGCUUCCAUUAUAUAAUGGAUCCUAUUAGUUUUGUUGAAAAAUGGCUCACUGAAAAUAUGUUAGCAACCAUCUUUAAGAAAAAACAAUCAGGUCUGAGUGAAUAUGAGCAAUUUGCUAACAGGUAUAUAAAGAAAAUAUUUGACGAAACAAAGAACAAAACACAAAUGACAACGCAACAAUGCAAAGAUUUUUCCCAAUUAUCAGUAAAUGAAUGGAUUAAACGAUUUUGUACUAAUCUCUCAAGUUCAAAGAUUUUACCAGUAUCGGAAGACUUAUUUGGUCAUGUAACAAAAAGGGAAAAGACUGAUAUCUUUAAUUUUGAAGCUACAGUAAUGAACAAAUUUGAUAAAAUGGAGGAUUUAGUUCGCGAUAAAUUUAGAGAAACAACUUCUCGAAAUGUUAAAUGGAGUAAAAAUCCUAUAUCAGGAGUGAUGAGUGCUUUAUGGGGAUGCAAAGCAAAAUGCCCAUUUUGUUGUGAACCAUGCACAAAUACAAAUCCGAAUCAUUUGAACGAGAAAAUUAGACAUCAGUGCCUACAACAUAGAGUACAAGGUUUAAGCGGGAGACAUUGGGUGACAUCUCAAAAGCUAAUACUUAAGUUUUGCAACACUGGAAUUAUGGAUAAUGACUUUAUUUUUCUUGUUAAAGAAAGUAGAAUGAAAUUCCAGAACUAUCAAGAUUUUUUUCCGGAAUGGUAUAUUGAACCUACAAUGGACACCUCAAAAUACUGGAUUUGGUUACUUUGUCAUUUUAAACAGGAGUUUGAAACAAGACAUGGGUUAGAAUUUGUCGAUAUUCCAGCGAGAUGGACAAAGAUCACAGAAGAUGAAGCCUUAUAUAGUCUUAACGAAACAGACAAUCAAUAUUUCUCCUCAUUUUUUGUGUAA